Molecule: messenger RNA, 1932 nt
Organism: Cololabis saira (Pacific saury)
Lineage: Eukaryota; Metazoa; Chordata; Actinopteri; Beloniformes; Belonidae
Product: interferon-induced protein with tetratricopeptide repeats 1-like
Exons: 1
Coding region: 1-1554 (517 amino acids)
Biological process (GO): defense response to virus
Cellular component (GO): cytosol
Molecular function (GO): protein binding
Source: RefSeq, a predicted model, not a curated record
AUGACGACAGGAAACCCUCCCCUACAAACAUUCAGUUGCCAUUGUACAUCUGUAAACAGCACUGGUGGUACUCUGGUCAGCUCCCACCCUUUCAUUCAUCCAUCCUUGCUUCAUUGUUUCCUCCAUCCUUCCUUAGUCCCUACCUUGCUUCUUUUUGAAGCUCCUUACUUCAUUUUUCUUUCGGGGUUUUACAUCAGAUUGUGUGACAUUUUUAAACGUCUUCCCCUCAGUGCUGCUCAGAGCCCGUCCACGUUGGAGUCCAGACUGAAGGGCCUGGAGUGCCACUUCACCUGGGACCUGGAUUCCAGCCCUUCCAGACUGAUCCGUAGCAGGGACGAGCUGGAAGACAUCGGCACCGACGAGGGAAAUCUCUGGCUGGGUCAUGUUUACAACCUGCAGGGUUUCAUCUGCUAUAAGCUUGGUGAUGAAGAAAAGGCCCGGCGUUUCCUCAGCCAGGCCACUGAAGCCUUCCGACGGCUGAAGAACACGGAUGAAGGUCCCUGGUUGGUGGUGAAUUUCGGGAAUCUGGCCUGGCUGCACCACCUUCUGGGAGAAGACAAACAGAGUGAGGAUUACCUGUCAAAGGUUGACGCCCUGCUGAGGGAACACCCGUCUCCAUCCCAGGAUGAGCUCCACCCGGAGAUCUGCGCAGAGAAGGCCUGGACCCUGAUGAAGUUUGACAAAGACAAGAAGCAGCUGGCUGCAGAUUACUUCCAGAAGGCAAUCGAGAUGCAGCCGGACAUGGUGCACUGGCGGACCAGCCGCGUGAUUGGGAGGGUGAGCGCUCAGAAGCACAGUGACACAGACCUGGAUCAGGACAUCUGGGAGGAGAUGGGAGAGGCCAGAGAGCAGGAUCCAGAUGACUCGUACCUCGCUGCCGUGGAGCUGCUCAUAAAAGCAAAGAAAGGAGAGCAAGUCAACGAUGAAGCUCAUGAGCUGGAGGAAAAGAUUAUACUGAAUCCUGUCAGCAGUUACAGCGGGAUCAAGGUCUUGCUCAGGGUGUACAGACAGCUGGACGACAUCGACCAAGCCAUCAAUUUGGCAGAGAAGGUCCUAAAGGACUAUCCUGAUAAUCGAUACCUGAAGAGGUGCGCCGCACUCUGCUACAAAUGGAGAAUCGUUUUCUUCAGGGACGGUCGUCCAAACCCAUCUAGAAGCAUGAUGGAACGAGCCAUCAGCCUGCAUGAGCAGAUGAUUCCUCUUUACCCCGAUUCUGCCCUCAUGAAGAAGCUCGACCUCGCAAACUUACAUGCAAAAGCAAGCGGGGGCCUACAGAAGGCAGAUCGUAUUUACCAGGAGCUGCUGAGGCUGGACCUGGAACCUGCAGACAAGCAGCUGGUCUACAACAGCUACGCUAAAUACUUAAACUUCGAGCGGCGAGACUGGGACAGGUCAAUCACCUACCACAUGAAGACAGCAGAGAUCCGUCUGGAGUCCCACGCCAAGCAGAACAGCAUCCGAGCGCUGAAGAAGAUCAGCGAGCGAGGCAGGAACAAGAGGUGUAGAGAAAUCCAGAUGUUCCUGGAAACACUGCCGGAGGACCAGCUGGAGUGAGCGUUCAACAACAGCUGGACAACAAAGUGUAUUCCUCAUAACUGCAAAUACUCGUUAACAGCUGAGUUUAACUGAUGUUUAGACGAGAGAAAAGAGAUUUGGCUUUUUAAUUCACCUGCUACCAGAAAAUGUACGUUACUGCAUAAAAGUAUGUUUCAGUGUGAUGUAAUCAUGUUUGUAUAAACUCACGAGUCACAGCUUGUUUCUUUGAUAAUUUGAUUGCACCUGGGAACCAGUGGGCGGGAUUGGUCCCAAUCAAGGCUCCAACUAAGGGAGGGCCAAGUCUAAACCACGGUAAACCUUGUGUAAGUUUGCUUUGAAUCUCCAAUAAGAAAACCUAACUGAGAGAAGUUGUCUGUCUUUAUUUCUAGCACCUUC